Molecule: messenger RNA, 457 nt
Organism: Acaulospora morrowiae
Lineage: Eukaryota; Fungi; Glomeromycota; Glomeromycetes; Diversisporales; Acaulosporaceae
Source: the annotation of a GenBank genome assembly
GCCUUAUAUCAUGCUGAUUUGCACUACAUUACAAAAGGAAUGGCGGAACAGUUUUUGUACCUUUCAUUAUAUCUUAUGGAUCUAUCUUUUGGUCAAGCCAUUGGCCAAUGGGUUCUGGUUGCAAUUCUAUAUAAAAUUGGAUUGUCUAUUGUUAUAGGAAUUUUUACAGGAUAUGUCGCACGAAAAUUAUUGUAUCUGUCGGAAAAAAACCGAUUGAUAGACAAAGAAUCCUUUUUAGUAUUUGCCAUAGCGUUAGCUUUAUUUCUAACGGGGUUUGUGUCGAUUAUCAGCGGUAGUGAUUUACUGGCAUGUUUCAUAGCUGGAACCUCUUUUACUUGGGACGACUGGUUUCGGAGAGAGACCGAAGAAGCUCACCUACAAGAAGUUAUCGACAUGCUGCUAAACCUGGCUGUGUUUGCAUUCAUAGGGUCUUUAAUUCCAUGGCAAUCAUUUGCUG